CUUCUUUGGCCGGUUCACUACUUACGUCAUAUAAAUAACUGUUCCUAGAUCACAGGUUUAUCAUAUGGCCAUCUAACUUGUCUGAAAUGAUAUAUGUUGCUGCAGAAGCAUUUUACCUUCACUUUACCUUCACUCGACUUAAAUGGCAUCGAAUUAACACAACAUUUUCAUCAGUGGAGCUCCAGCCAACGUCGACCGUGCCAUCCAUAGGGUGCCAUAUUUUAUAUCUCCAUUUCAAUAACUCUCAAACGAAUACCAGCUACGAUGUCACCAAGUAAAGUUUCAAAUAAGACCCGUCUUCAGAGGUUCAGAGCUUCUUGUGAUGGAUGCUUCUUCGCAAAGGUUAAAUGCAGUAAAACUAGGCCGAUAUGUUCUCGCUGCCUCACGUGCGGAACAGAUUGUAAAUACAGUCCAUCGUUGAGGACCGGCAAACCAAGUACAGAUAGGAGAAUCAGCAACUCCAACAUCAAUACCAGUGCUGUUGCCGACCGAAAUACGAACGUCGACGAGGCCGCGCAUUCCCGCUUUGCGUUUGACUCUCAAGCUAUGCCCAUAGCUACCGAUAAAAAGAAUAUUUCAUUAGGGUCAGCGAAUGGAAAUAGAAAGCAAUUAUCUUCGGCAAACACAACUGCAUCCCAUCGCAACGACGCUUUGUUUGAUGCUUACGAUUUGGGACUGCCUCCUAGCACUACCGAGUUGUUUGACCCCUCGCUCCCUUGGACGCCAAUAUCGCAGAUCGAGUUUGACAAUCCGGUCGUCCAAAACGAUCAAGGGACAAUGAUGUCUUGCCCGAAAUAUUUAGGUGCUGUACCACAGCUGAAUUUAAUCUCGCCAUGGUCCGAUAGUCAGUCGUCAAAUUUACCAUUCCAUCCCCGCACGAAUGCAGAACUUCCAUCGCCAAAUUCAUCGCUCGAUGCCAACUCUCCACCUGAUUGCCGAACCAAUGCUAAGAUAUCCUCGCCAUCCUGCAACUGCUUUACGACCUGCCUUCAAUCUCUUCAAGCUCUUCACAAUCACUCCAGCACCACUCGAUUAGCGUCAGCGUUUGACAUGGCCUUGACCAUCAAUCGAAAAGCUGUAGAAGGAUGUGCCAGUAUGUUGGCUUGCAGAGAAUGUGUUUCCAAAUCGGGAUCCAAUACCACUACCAUGCUCCUUGCCACCAUAAUGGAGAAAAUCUUGUCAUUUUACCAGGUAGCGUUGCAGGGUGGGUUCGGUGGUACGACUGGAGCAGACUCACAAAUGCCUAUCGGCAGUUAUCGCGUUGCUAACGAAGAUGGUCGUUGGCUCAGUAAUGAAAUUUUAUGGCGCGAACUCCGGAAACUGGAAGAACUCUUUGGGCGUUUCCGCGAAGUUUGCGGACGCAAUGAAAGGGAUAGGGAUGCUGGCAUUUGUUCUACUUUGUUGGGUCACUUAUCAAAAAACCUUAACAUCGCAUAUGAAGAACUGAGAAUGGGCAAACAGCGUAUGACGUCUGGAAUAGCCGAUUCAAUAUUCUGGCCGACGGAAGGAUGUUAAAUAUGUGCGACAAUGAAUGCUUAUGACGCGCGUGUCAUAAGCAUAAAUUUAGAGGACGGGA
Molecule: messenger RNA, 1576 nt
Organism: Pseudogymnoascus verrucosus
Lineage: Eukaryota; Fungi; Ascomycota; Leotiomycetes; Thelebolales; Thelebolaceae
Exons: 1
Coding region: 265-1515 (416 amino acids)
Biological process (GO): aflatoxin biosynthetic process; regulation of DNA-templated transcription
Cellular component (GO): nucleus
Molecular function (GO): zinc ion binding; DNA-binding transcription factor activity, RNA polymerase II-specific; DNA binding
Source: RefSeq, a predicted model, not a curated record